AUGGAGUUUGUUUCAUCUGAAUUGUCAGGCACGGAUUCUGUUGCUUCAGAUCGGACAGAUACGGCGUUGUUUACUUCCGAGUUUCUCGCUGCUCGUUUGUCUACGCUCGAAGUGUGUGUUAGUGAUCUAUAUUGCCGUGUUCGCCCUGUGUACGGAGGUGAGUCCCGCCUGCAUGAGCGAGACCAGCUGUAUGGGCAUGGUGACAAAGUUUCUCAAUCGAAAAUGCGCCGCCUGCGGGCGAAACGUACCAGGUAUCGUUUGUGGUCCACGGCUCGGGGGCCAGAUUCGUCGUGCCUUGUUCGCGCGGGUAUUUGCGCGCCCAGAUAUUAUCGGAAUUUCUGCUCGGACGAUUCUGAGGAAGAGGAAUGGGUUGAGCACACUUGUGGAACACAGACUGAUAUGGAUGCUGUUGAAUUGGCUGGCAACUCUUUGUGUUCGCAGUGUUCCGAUUGUGGGACUCAGACAGAUCCCUGUGUUCACAUUGCGUGUGGGACUCAGACUGAUCGUUGUGUUCUCUUUGUUGGUGAGGAGGAGAAGGAGGAGUGUCAUCGAGUGCGCGUUGAUCGGGGUGAUGCUUCUCCCAGAAUGAAGAGAUAUUGUUUCAAACGAGCGGAGGCUAUCGAGAGUUCAAAGUUGCGCACUUCAGAAUGGCAUGCGACCAACGGGAGUGCGGUGGAGAGUACCGCUGUUUGGAGUUCAGUUGAUGCAGUCGGGAGUUCCAGUGCAGUCGGGAGUUCAACAGUUCGGAGUGCAGUAGGAAGUUCCACAGUUCGGAGUUCCGCUGAUGCAGUUGUUGGUGCAGUUGGGAGUUCAACACCUGGGAGUUCUGCAGUUGGGAGUACCGCGGUUUGGAGUUCAGCUGAUGCAGUAGGGAGUUCCAUGAAUGGGAGUUCUGCAGAUCGACCGAGUGAGACACGCUCUGAGUGUCAAGCUGCCAGGGACUGGGCCCUUGUCGGUGUCGAUGUAAGUGCUCUUUGGCGUGAGCUACACCGGCUCCCGAGACAGGAGUUUCAACGUAGGAUUGAGGCUCUUAGUGCAUACAGGCUGCAAAUGGGAAUUGGAAGUUCCGAGGAGGAUGAUUCGCAACAGGGGGGUCCUCAGAGUUCUACUUCCAGGAGUGCAUUGACGCGGAGCGGCAAGGAGCAUCGGAAACGGCACAGAUGA
This is a messenger RNA of Prorocentrum cordatum, 1164 nucleotides long. The record is from the annotation of a GenBank genome assembly. Lineage: Eukaryota; Dinophyceae; Prorocentrales; Prorocentraceae.